GCCUGUAUUUCGCUGAUGAUUCAGGAAACAGACUGACUGUACCGUGUCCAUGAACGGUCACACACAUGUUAUCAGCGACGCGUUGCGGACACAUUUUCAAACCUUGAGACUGAAAUUAAGAAGGUGGAGAUGGCUGGCGGCCGCGGACACGAAGAGCUGUUUGACAGUAUUUUCCUCGCGGAUGAAAGGUUCCGAGGGGAGGGCUACCAGGAGGGAUUUGAAAGAGGAAAAUGCAGAGGAUUGCAGGAGGGCCACAGACAUGGGGCCUCUCAUGGGGCCAAGUUGUCAACUGAGAUGUCCUUCUAUUGUGGGUUUGCCAUCACAUGGAAAUGCCUUCUCCAAAAUAAAACAGAUGUCAAAUCAAGAAAGCGUAUAAAAACUCUGGAGGCUCUCUUGGGUUUGAUCCAAAACUCUUCUCACAAUGAUCCACAGUCUGCAACACUACAGGAGGAAAUGGAGAAGCUUCGGGCCAAGUUCAGACAGGUCUGCUCUAUGUUGAAUGUCCCAACUGACUUCAAGGAUUACAUCAAAACCUCCCAAGGGACUUCUUUCUGAAUCACUCUUGAUCAUGAUGACGAGGAGGAGGAGCUGAGAGGACAUCUGCAAUCCGGACAGAGGAGAAUCAGGAUGAGCUGCUCUCAGUCAGCAGUCCUGCUGUUCGUCUCACAGGAGGCAGCAGCAGGUGACUGGUCUGUGGUGGAUUUAUUGUGUAAAGCAGUGACAGCAAGGGAGUGGUCUCUGCUCUCAGGUUCUGGUGACAUUUGGGGGAGGUCCAGGGUCCUCAUUAAUCUCGAUCAGUCAGAAGAGAUGACUGUUGUUAUCUCCAGGGGGAAUCUUUGUGUGUAACUUUGUUAAAAGACUGGAUUAAUUGCAAUGGUUCAGUGUGUAACAGGAACUGAAUUGAGAACCUGUAAAUGUAAUAAACCGACUGCAAGACAUUCAGUUGUUUUCAACACAA
This is a messenger RNA of Hippoglossus stenolepis (Pacific halibut), 958 nucleotides long. RefSeq names its product LTO1 maturation factor of ABCE1 (gene lto1). The record is from RefSeq and is a predicted model, not a curated record. Lineage: Eukaryota; Metazoa; Chordata; Actinopteri; Pleuronectiformes; Pleuronectidae. Bases 130 to 555 code for a protein of 141 amino acids. The transcript is spliced from 5 exons.